GCUAUCACACAUGGAUUAUACUCUUUUCGCUCCUUUUUCUUUUUUUCUGCCUUAGAGGAAACUUUCUCACCAACUGUUUCCAGGUGGGACUGCUUUCUAGUGUCAGAGCCAUGGGUUGCUUGUUAAGAUGGACUGCUUUGAUUUGGACUGUAAAUGUAAUUCCUUGCACUUUUGGAAUGGCAGUGAGUGAACGAACAGAUGACUCAUGCCCCCCUCUGAGCGUAGAGGAGCACAGGUUCACUGAUGUCUUAGAUCGUCCUCUGGACAUCACAGGAUUUGAUCUCACGGAAAAGUUUCUUCUCCGAAAGGGAACGAUCACAGAAGACCUUCCGUCAUAUCGUUUAGGAAGCAGUCCUCUCAUAAAGCCAACAAAAGAAAUAUUUCCAAAUGGGCUUUCAAGUGAAUACUCCCUUGUCACCAUCUUCCGUGUAAGAAGAACCACAAAAAAAGAUCGCUGGUAUCUAUGGCAGAUAUUCGACCAAUCAGGAGACAGUCAGGUAUCUGUGGUGGUCGAUGGUGGCAAGAAGGCGGUGGAGUUUUUUUCCCGGGGCGAGCUAAAGAACGCUCUCCGCUACACGUUUAAGAGCCGUGACCUACAUGCCCUUUUUGAUCGCCAGUGGCACAAGCUGGGCAUUUCUGUCCAGAGCAACAUAGUCUCCAUUUAUUUGGACUGCAAGCUAAUAGAAAGGAGGCUGACGGAUGAGAAAGACAUUGUUGACUUCCGUGGGCGCACUCUCAUCACCACCCGAGUGGAGGAUGGACGACCUAUAGACAUUGAACUGAGACAAAUUCUCAUCUACUGUGACCCUUAUAUGGCCGAGAUGGAAAAUUGCUGUGAGCUACAGGAGCCAAAGAGUGAAGCCAACCAGACCUUUAAUGGGACGGCCCCUCCCCCGGUUGCAGCCAAGCUCCCCCAGAUGCUGUCUCUGCCUGCCGCGAAGUCAAUUGACAGAUGUCACUGUCCAGCUGAAAAGGGGGACACAGGGGAGGCCGGGCUUUCAGGAGAUCCAGGACAUGAGGGGGAACUUGGAUCAGAAGGGCAAAAGGGAAUCGAUGGGGAGAAGGCUGACAAAGACUGUUUCAAAGGAGAUCAGGGCCUCCCAGGUGACAAAGGAGAAAAGGGUGUGGCGGGGGUCCCAGGGGAGCCAGGAAAAGAGGGCAAAAGGGUGAGUAAACAGAAACAGUCCACCAGUUGUGUCGCCUGA
Molecule: messenger RNA, 1205 nt
Organism: Notothenia coriiceps (black rockcod)
Lineage: Eukaryota; Metazoa; Chordata; Actinopteri; Perciformes; Nototheniidae
Gene: col19a1
Product: collagen, type XIX, alpha 1
Exons: 13
Coding region: 111-1205 (364 amino acids)
Source: RefSeq, a predicted model, not a curated record